CGUGUCGCUAAAUUGGCAAGGGCUGCACCCCCUCGUCGGCUGGAGAUCGUCUGUGGUAAAGCGAAAAGUAGGAGGGAGCGAGGGGGCGUCAGGCAGAAGGGAUGAAUCGAGUGUAGUCUGCGGUACGAGAUUGGUAUGUGCCUCCGGGUGAAGAGGUCCGGAUGAUGGUUUGCGAUGCUGAGUGGUAGCAAAUGUGAAUGGGAGCGGACGAUGGAGGACGGAGGGUAAUGGGUAGUGGUCUGAAUGGGUCAGGCGAAAGGUAUAGAUAGUCCCAGUGUCGGUGUACCCCCUCAAGACUGUGUUACGAGGAUCAGCCCCCACUCAUCCGAACAGACCCCUUGAUACCCCGGGCAUCAUUCUGUCGAAUUUCGCUCCUACUAUUCAACACCGUCCCAAGAUGACAUCCUCGCCUGAACUUCCCUCUCGCUUGAGCGGUACCGAGCAUGCCGGAAGAGGCCUCUCUGUAUUCGACGACAAUUGCAACUCUGGUGACGCUGCUCAACACACCUUUGAUGCCAAGACCGAGAAAGGGCUUGCAGAGCCCUUGGCGCACCUUGAAGACAAGAGAAGGACCGCCGCGAUCAUGCGUCGACUGGACAUAAGGAUCCUCCCCGUUGCGGCUUUGCUGUACUUCUUCAGCUUUGUCGACCGAACGGCCAUCGGCAACAGUAAAGUGGCUGGGAUGGACAAGGACUUAGGUCUCACAGAGGGACAGUACGAGCUUGCGCUCAGCUGCUUCUUCAUCACAUAUGCAAUGCUGGAGGUCCCCUCCAACCUCUGCCUUCGCCGCUUCGGCGCCCGCAAGUGGCUUCCUCUUACAGCACUCCCCUGGGGCCUUCUCAUGAUCCUCACAGGCACCGUGCAGGACUACCGAGGCCUCAUCGUCUGCCGAACACUUCUCGGCGUCUUCGAAGCGGGUAUCGCGCCGGGACUGGCUCUCAUGCUCAGCCUUGUUUACCCGCAGUCCGCUAUACAGCUGCGCAUCGCCCUCUUCUUCGCCGCUGCCAGUCUGGGUGGCGCAUUUGGAGGGUUGCUGGCGUAUGGACUGUCGAAGAUCCAGACUGUAGGCUUCGACGGCUGGAGAUGGAUCUUCACAAUCGAAGGAAUCUUGACCAUGCUUUCAGCGAUUCCCGCGUACUGCUUCCUCUGCAAUGGAUUAGAGGAUGCCAAGGGCAUCUCCGAUGACGACAGGGCGUACAUGAAGGAGCGUAUAAUUCAUGACGGCUCCCAAGGAGGGGUGAUCGAGGUGAAGUUCAAGGUUCAAUACAUCUGGGAUGCUUUUAAGGACUUCAAGGUUUACAUCCUGGCUUGCAUCUUCGGCCUCACGGCAGUCCCCGCUGUGACUUUUGCUCUCACCUUACCAGUGCUCCUCAACACUUCCUUUGGCUACGAUCACAUCAAGUCGCAAUUGAUGACGGUGCCUGUCUACCUCCUUGCCGUAGUCGGCGUCAUUCUCUUUGCCUGUCUUUCCGAUCGCCAUCAGGCCCGCAUCCUUUACUACAUCAUAGCCAUGACCAUCGCUCUCAUCGGUUGUCUUAUCUCCUUCAAGUCCGACGAUCCCAAGGUACGCUACGCUGGCUCCUUCUUGGCGGUCCCUGGCGUCUUCGCUGCUGCGCCGUGCCACAUCGCCCUCGGCUCCCAGAACCUAGCCCACAAGACGAAGAGGGGCACGGGAUUGGCGAUCCUCAUGACCUUUUCGGCCAUUGUUCCCACUACCAGCUCUGCCCUCUUUCCCACCAACGAGGCACCUCGUUACCCCACAGGCCACAAGGUCUGCAUCUCUUGCGGUGUGCUUGGCAUCGCUUUUGCCAUCGCUUAUGGCUAUGCUCUCAAGUGGGAGAACGACAAGAAGAGACAGAUGAGGGAGAGCGGUGAGGCUGAAAGAUUGACCAGGGAGGAGCUGAUCGACCUGGGCGACAAGAGUCCUUACUUUGUAUAUCGCUUCUGA
This is a messenger RNA of Microstroma glucosiphilum, 1948 nucleotides long. RefSeq names its product MFS general substrate transporter. The coding region runs from base 398 to 1948 and encodes 516 amino acids. The transcript has 6 exons. Gene Ontology annotation, cellular component: membrane. The record is from RefSeq and is a predicted model, not a curated record. Gene Ontology annotation, molecular function: transmembrane transporter activity. Gene Ontology annotation, biological process: transmembrane transport. NCBI's taxonomy places the organism in Eukaryota, Fungi, Basidiomycota, Exobasidiomycetes, Microstromatales, Microstromataceae.